AUGGCUGACUAUGUAGCCAAGGGAUACGUUCGUAAACUAACGAAAGAGGAGCUACAGCAACCACAUAAACGAGUUUGGUAUCUUCCCGUUUUUCCCGUGCGAAAUCCAAACAAACCAAGCAAACUGCGAUUGGUUUGGGAUGCUGCAGCUACUUCUCACGGAGUCUCACUCAACGAUUUGCUGCUGAAAGGGCCAGACCAAUUAGCAUCACUUCUUUCUAUAUUGAUCCAUUUUCGUGAGUUCAAGGUGGCAGUCUGCGGUGACAUCCGCGAGAUGUACUUACAAGUACUUGUCAUGGAAGGUGACCAGCAAUGUUUAAGGUUCCUUUGGAAAGACCUGGAUGAGGAUGAAGAAGUCAGCGUGUAUAUCCUUCUUGUUAUGCCGUUCGGAGUUUGCUGUUCCCCAAGCAUAGCCCAAUAUGUAAAAAACACAAAUGCGAAACGUUUCGAGCAAGAUUAUCCUAAUGCAGUUCAUGCUAUCAUCAACAAGCAUUAUGUUGAUGAUAUGCUUGUAAGCGUGGAAACUGAGGAAGAAGCCAUUAUAUUGGCCAAAAAUGUCAAAAGAAUUCACAAAGCCGGUGGCUUUGAAAUGCGCAACUGGCUAUCGAAUUCGCCGAAGGUUGUAACAGCGCUCCACGAAACCGAUACUACAGAAAAAAAUCUCAGUAUUGGGAACAAAGUGACCACAGAAAAGGUCUUGGGCAUGUGGUUGGAUACAGCCAAGGACUGUUUCACAUAUAAGUUGUCAUCUCGUUUUGACACAAGUCUGUUGUCUGGCUCAAAACGUCCCACAAAGCAUCACCGUCGCUACAGUCAGUUCGUGGCUGUUCGAGUAAGCGAAAUUCUGGAGCUCACUAAUGUAGACGAAUGGCAAUAUGUCCCAUCCAAACUUAAUGUAGCGGACGAUGGAACCAAAUGGAAACGAAAACCUGAAUUGAAUGCAUCCAGCCGUUGGUUUCACGGUCCUGAGUUUUUGUGGAAUACUGAAGAGAAGUGGCCGUCGAGUUCACCACCUGCACGAACGAGCGACGAAGAAUUGCGACCUCAAUUUCUUCUGCAUUUCAUCCAAACCAAUCCUGUUAUUGAGAUGCAGAAUUUUUCACGUUGGAAACCUCUAUUACACAGAAUGGCAUACGUAUUUCGCGCUAUCGAUAACUUCCGAAAUGGUGUUUCGAAACAAACAUGUUCACGAGGCCCACUAACACAAAACGAGAUGAUCAAAGCCGAAAGUUAUUUGUAUCGUGUAGCGCAAAACAGCAAAUUUUCCGACGAGAUUGCAAUCCUGGCGUCGAACAAUGUUCCUGAUAAACCGAAGCAACAAAUCCGUAAGAGCAGCCCCUUAUUCCAUCUCUGUCCGUAUCUCGAUAGCAAUGGGCUAUUACGAGUUAGAGGGCGAACAAAAGCUUGCGAGUUCAUCGAUUUUCAUACAGCCAAUCCAAUCAUCCUUCCUCGCGAUCACUAUCUGACCAAGCUAGUAGUUGCGAGCAUUCAUGAGGAAUAUAAACAUCAAAAUCAUGAAACGACGAUGAAUGAGAUCCGACAGCGCUUUUACAUUUCCCGUUUAAAAUCGAUGUACCGAUCGAUGCGAAAUGAUUGUCAGCGUUGCAAAAUUGAUCGAGCUUCCCCUCAACCCCCACUGAUGAGUGAUUUGCCGGUAGCAAGACUUGCUGCAUUUAGUCGUCCGUUUACACAUAUGGGUGUGGACUAUUUCGGUCCAAUGCUGGUGUUAGUUGGACGGCGAACCGAAAAACGUUGGGGAGUACUGGCAACGUGCCUUACAACCCGCGCCAUCCAUUUGGAAGUUGCCUGUUCGCUGACGACCGACUCGUGCAUUCUAUCUAUCCGCAACAUCAUGGCUCGCAGAGGAACUCCAUCGGCUAUUUAUAGUGAUAGAGAAACAAAUUUUCAAGGAGCCAGCAAAGACCUGAAAGAAGCGAUGAAGAAACUGGACCAAGAUAAGUUGACGGCCGAAUUCACCACUCCAAGAACCCAAUGGAGAUUCAUCACACCAGCCUCUCCUCAUAUGGGAGGAGCCUGGGAAAGGCUAGUGAGAACAGUCAAACAGAACUUAAUGAAGUUGAAGACUAACAGGUUACCCACAGAUGAGGUGUUACGAAACUUAUUUAUCGAAGUCGAAAACAUAGUCAAUUCACGACCUCUUACAGCAAUCCCACUGGAUGAUGAUGAAUCUCCAGUAUUAACUCCAAAUCACUUUUUAAUUGGAUCUUCAAACGGCUUGCGAUCCUGGGUCCCCUUCGAUGACAAUCCAUCCUCGUUAAAACAGAACUGGCGACUUUCUCAAGAAAUAGCUAAUGCGUUUUGGAAAUCAUGGCUUCGUGACUACCUUCCUGAAUUGACAAGAAGAACUAAAUGGUUCACUGAAACCAAACCACUGGAAGUCAAUGACAUCGUAGUGAUUUCUGAUAAUAAUCUUCCGCGCAACUGUUGGCCCAAGGGACGAAUAAUUUCAACGAAGGUAGCAGCUGACGGUCAAGUCAGACAGGCAACAGUUCAAACCAGCACAGGAAUAUAUGAGAGACCCGCAGUUAAACUUGCAGUUAUCGACGUACGCGUAGGAAGUAAUACGUCUCCGUAA
This is a messenger RNA of Toxorhynchites rutilus septentrionalis, 2595 nucleotides long. RefSeq lists its product as uncharacterized. Lineage: Eukaryota; Metazoa; Arthropoda; Insecta; Diptera; Culicidae. Gene Ontology annotation, biological process: DNA integration. The transcript has 2 exons. Bases 1 to 2595 code for a protein of 864 amino acids. The record is from RefSeq and is a predicted model, not a curated record. Gene Ontology annotation, molecular function: nucleic acid binding.